AGAAGAGAAGCCCCGCGCGACCUUCAGACCGCGACCUGUGGAUGGAAAGAGCGGAGUUGGAUAGCUCUGUUCAAAACGUGGUCUAAAAGAAGGGGCUGUUGGACACCUUCCGCUCAGUUAGCUUGCGAGCAAUCAAAAGCUUCAGACGGAGGGGCUUGGGUGCGAUAGAUGUCUAAAAGAGGGGCUCAGGGUCCUCAAGGGGACAAGGACUCCGAUUUAUUUGCUUUCAAUAUGUCGAGCACACCGGACGAGAAGCCCCAGCGGGCGACGGCCGCUCAGUUGGCGAACCGAAAAAUUAAGGACGUUCGAAGACGUCGUCCGAACUCUUCAACCCCAAGCACGACGGGUGCCUCUUUCAGCGGACCCUUUAAUUCUCUUGAUCCCAACACUGUCUCUUCUUCGUCAGCUGCCCCCCAAACCGCUUCUAGCAGCUUUACAUUUGGACAGUCUCAAAGCUUCCCGGGCGCGAGCUCAAAUUCUAGCCAACCUAGCCAGAACGGAGGAGGGUCGCCGUUUUCCUUUGGGUCUGGAGGCGCUAGUAGCUCCUUCAAUUUCUCCGGCGGAGCACAAUCCUCAAACAGUAAUCCUUUUGCUACCAUGAAUUCAGGUGCUAAUCAGCAGCCCCCAUCCGGCGGAGGCCAAUUUUCUGGCUUCCAGGGCAGCAUGUUUAACCUGCCGGCGGCUGGAAGUCCAGCGCCGGCCCAGCAGCCUCUGCCUUCUGGAGGUCUGUUUGGAAACAAUUCGCAGCAACCCAGCACCUCUGGAGGUAUUUUCGGCAACCCUGCAAGCAGUGCGCCCUCUGCUCUGUCUGGAGGCGCGGCCACGAGCGGAAACCUGUUUGGAUCCACCAGUGCUACCAGCAGCACACCCCAACCCAAUCUCUUUGGUCGAUCAAGUCCCGAUAAACCUUCUCCAUUUUCCCAGUCGUCUGCACUUGAGGAGUCGAUGCAGACGUCCCCUGAUGCCAAAAACAACGCAUCUCAAUCCAAACCCACUCUGUUCGGUGCUUCUGCGCCAAGCUUUGGAGGUUCCACCAGCUUUGGUAGCCCUGCUGCUGGAACUAACUCUGUGUUUGGGGCUGCACCAUCGACUACCGCAGCAACUCCUUCAAAGCCGCUCUUUGGAGCGGGACCAACGGACUCACCCUCUUCGUCGGUCUUUGGUGCCGCCACGCAGUCUACCUCCGCCAGCACUCCUGCAGCUUCUACUCCAAGCACUGCUCCGGCGACUUCCACCUUGUUCGGCUCCACCUCAGCUGCUAAGCCAACCACGCCUUUCGCGAAUCUUUUCGGUGGUGCGUCGACCUCGUCAGCCACGCCGAAAGCCCCGGAGGAGAAAGCCGCAGAAGAGAAGAACGGAGAACCUGCACAGUCCAAACCUGCAUUCCAGUUCACACCCUCUAGCAGCACUGGCCCUUCACUCUUCCAAAAGAGCGAGACGUCUGCGGCACCGGCCAGCGGGAUAUUCCAGGCUCCAAACACCGGCAGCAACCCCUUUGCCCCCAAGCCUGCCGCGGCCCAGGAGCAGGAGAAAUCGGAACCCGCGUCCCCGAAUCCCUUCCAAAGCUUGUUCUCUCCUAAGCCUGCCACUCCGGGGCCAACCACAUCGAACACGCCCGCUACAGAGCAGAAGCCUCUGCCGUCCGCAGCCCCGUUGGGUAACCUAUUUGGAUCGAAGACCAGUACGCCUGGUGGAGCUUCUCAGACGAGCGCCCCAUCGGCCCCGGCUACCACCGCUCCUCUCUUCUCCGCUCCCGCUUCAAGCCUAAAUGCAUCUGCAUCUUCACCCGCGCCUUCUCUGUUUUCUACUUCGACGGGACCUAAGCUGCAGGAGCCCGCGACAGCUUCUCCCGUACCCGCACAAAGUCCGUUCAAGCCUAACGGUGUGAGUUUGUCGUCACCAUCUGUGUCGACUCCCGCUAGUGCGAAAGCACCGACCCCAAGCUUUGACCAAUUGCAGCCUUCCGGGCUUCCGGGUAAUUUGAGCCAGGAGACCAAGAAGGAAACGGGCACACAAUAUCGCAUCCGCAUGCUCAAUGUCUCCUUCCAGCGCAAGAUCGCAGAAUUGGAUCCCAGCACCGAUGAUUUCGAAAGUAUCAUUGGAUAUUAUUCGCGUGUGCGUGCGACUCUUUCGCCGCAAGUCGGAGCACAAAAGCUCAAGCACAAGAUCGAGGAUGGGCAAAAUGUCGCUGCCGAGGGACCUUCCUCCAAGAAACCCCGGCCGGAUUCUACCGCCGAUCUAGACACUCCAACCAAGGCCACCCCGUCUACUCCGACGGCGACUGAUGCCAAGAGCAGCAACAAGAGGAAGUCGCCCGAGCCAGAAGGCGACGAUGGCCGUCCUGAGAAACGUGUCAACGGAGCCUCCACGACGGCCAACAUCUUCGCCCAGUCAUUCUCAAAGUCAAAGACUUCCGAGACCGAUGACGACUCUGCCAAGGCGAGCCCUGCUACCCCGGCCGGUGCCUCUCCUGUCAAGGCGCCAUCCCUCUUCCCCACACCGUCUGCCUCGUCUCCCGCAAAGCCCACUUUCGGUUCGCCUGCAAAGACCACCGAGAAUUCUACCCCGUCACUCUUCGGCUCCUCUGCGUCAGUCUCCAAACCCACAUUCACGGCACCAACCGCGAACGCCACGGCUGCCCCUAAUCCUUUCGUUUUGAAGCCGUCUGGAGACAAGAACGCCGAUGCCGCAUCUGGACCUCCUAAGUUCAACACCGGACCAACCAACUUUUUUGCCCAAUUCAAGGCCCAAGCAGAUAAGACCGCCGAGAAGGAGAAGGCCAAGCGCAAGGCCGAGGACUUCGAUUCCGAUGAAGAUGAUGAGGCCGAGUGGGAACGUAAGGAUGCCGAGAAGCAGCGUCAGAAGCGAGAACAAUUCGAGUCCGAUUCCUCCAAGCGGUCUGUAUAUGUGCCAGGCAAGGGUUUUGUUUUUGAAGAUGUCAGUGCCGGUGGUUCGAAAGAAAAGACUGCAGAAUCCGAUACCCCCACGUCCGAGGCCGGCGCCUCGGUCUUCGACACCAAGGGCAAGUCGGCUGCCAGCUCCAGCAACAUCUUUGGUCAUCUAUCGGCGACCCCAUCGGAGGUGGAAGAAGACAAUGACGCAGAUGACACCGAGGAAGCUUCUGCUGCCGGCGACGACCAAGAUGAAGGAUCAAAGAAUGCCUCUCUUACACCAAACAGCGAAAAGGCGGCCACUCCUGCACUGACCGCAAAUGAAAGUAGCGAUGACGGGGACUUCACCAAAGCCCUUCAGAAGACCAAACCGGCCGAUAAGGCCACGACCAACGGGCCGACCGAGUCAAAUGCCGGCGGCCGCAGUUUGUUUGAUCGCGUCCAGUACGACGAUGAGGGCAACCCGAAGCGGCAUGGCGAGGAGGAGAAGCUUUCGACCUUCUUCAACUCUUCCAAAUAUGCGUCCUCAUUCAACUCGCCCGCCCCAUCUACUCCCAACCCCUUCGGCCAACCGGCGAAGGCGCAGCCCGAUCAAGUUGCCUCUCCAUCUUCCAAACCAGCGAACCCGAAUCCCUUCGGCAACCUUUUCGGUUCCUCCACCAACUCGAGCGCUCCCACUCCGUCGAUUUUCGGUGCCAACAACAAUGGCACCCCAAAGCCAACCAAUGACCAAACCUGGAAGAUGAACUCCCCCAUCAAAUUCGCCAGUGACUCGACCGCCUCCUCAGGCCCCAAGAUUGACUUUUCGGCCUCAACAUCGACGUCAGGCCAAUCCAAGCCGCUCUCAAAUCUCUUCGGAGGCGCUUCCAGUGGGUCUAACUCUUCCACUGCCGGCACAUCGUCCGCCACGGGCUUCUCUUUCGGGGACCCUUCGCAAAAGCCGGCGUCCUUCCUCGCCCCAUCCACCCUUAGCUCCGCGGCGCCUAGCCGUACACCCACCCCUGGUGUUACUACCGACACCGGGGCUGAGUCUGGAGAUGGUGAAGCAGCCGAGUCUCUCCCCCAGGUUGACCUCUCUCGAGGCGGCGCUGGCGAAGAAAAUGAAGACAUUGUGCUCGAGCUUCGUGCCCGCGGAUUGAAGUUGCUACCUGCGGGCUGGGAGAGCCAGGGCAUGGGAUAUGUCCGGAUCUUGAAGGAUCGCACCACUUCACGUGGCCGGAUUCUUCUCCGCGCUGACCCCAGUGGAAAGGUGGUUCUCAAUGCCUCCUUGAUGAAGCAAAUCAAAUACAACGUUUCCGGCAACAGCGUACAAUUCCUGGUGCCUCAAGUUGAAGGAGCUCCCCAGCAGUGGGCGGUCCGAGUCAAGAAGGAAGAGGUGCAGCGAUUGGGAUCUGCGAUCGAAGAGACCAAGUCCUAGUCGGUCAACUGUUGUUUUCUUUUCUUGUCUUGUUUUCUCUUCGUUUUUCAAACCAUCUCAUGAACCGGCGCAGAAGACUGAUUGCAUUUCCAGCAAACUAACGAUGUUUUUGUUUUUCCCCCUUU
This is a messenger RNA of Aspergillus steynii IBT 23096, 4433 nucleotides long. Its product is annotated as RanBP1 domain protein. The coding region runs from base 169 to 4308 and encodes 1379 amino acids. Gene Ontology annotation, biological process: intracellular transport. NCBI's taxonomy places the organism in Eukaryota, Fungi, Ascomycota, Eurotiomycetes, Eurotiales, Aspergillaceae. The transcript is spliced from 2 exons. The record is from RefSeq and is a predicted model, not a curated record.